AAGCUUAUGUCAUCCCACGAAGCCUUAAAUUACGCGAAAGUUCUUGGCGUCGAACCGUCACGCCCACUUUGGAAUUCUUCGCCCGAUUUGACAGGCAAAUAACGCGUUCAUGGACGCCCCAACCACGCGUUCACGGUUCACCCCCACAGAUGUCAGAGAAAAUCAUCCCCUCCAAGAAAUGCGCCGACCGGCUCCCCAGCACUUCAUGUCCUCGUUCUUCUCUCCUCGCCGUCGGUUUGGGCUUCCUCAGCAGCCGCCAACCGCCAGCCGAACUCCUCCCUACCUUCGUCUUCGACAUCACAUAGGGCAUAACUCCAUCCAGCCUACUUUUCAAUACAAACCAUGGGCAGGAUGAGCAACGGAUUCAACACCCUCCUCCUCACUUUCAUCGCCUCGGAAACCAUCCGCGCAUGUCUCCUCUCCAAUGCCGUCCGAAGCGGGUGUAUCAUACCGCCCCUCGACAUCGUAUUCCUGUCCGAACUGCUCAAGUUCGCCGUGUCAUGGCUGAUGCUGGCCGUCGCGGGUCCCUCCCCACCUCUCAGUCGCACCUCCCCUAUCCGGAAGGACCGUGCGACGACGAAAGUGACAGGUUGGCUCCACCACGCGCAGGACAGCCCGCAUAUUGCGUGUGCAGUGCCGGCGCUUCUCUACUUUAUCUACAACGCACUGUAUAUGUUCGGAUUGAAGCAAACCACGCCGUCGUCACUGCACUUUGCCCUCGUGGCGAAGAUACCAUUUACGGCCCUGCUGCAUCAUUUGUUGAUUCGACGAGUGCAGAAGGUCAAUGCAGCCCAACGGUGGUUCGCCCUUUUCGGGAUUUUCGCUGGAAUGGCUCUCUUUGAGCUCACAGGCCGGCAUGACAGGGCGGACGACAGCACGGACUGGAUCGUGAAGUUUUUCGGGUUGGUUAUUGGCCUACUCAUCUCGCUCAUGUCCGGGUUCACCUCGAUAUACACGGAGCUGAUGUUGAAGGGCAAUACGAUGUCUUUCUGGCAAACCCAGUUCUGGUUGUACGGGUGGGGAUCGCUGUUCGGCCUGAUUGCCACCGUCGCGUACUGGUGGUCUUCGGAGGAGCCCAUUUCGCUUCUGGGCGGUUCAUCGCUUCUGCCGACGGGUUCAGUCGUCAUCGCCACAGCCCUUACUGGUCUUUUGGUUGCUACGAUUCUUCGCCAGCAGAACAAUCUUGUCAAACUCGUCGGAAAUUCGAGUGCGACGAUCUUCAUUUUCAUCGCUCAAGCUGCCAUUUUGCGCGACGGCCAGGCGCUGUUCACCCCGAUAGCUGUGAUCUGUCUCACCAUCAUGUCCAUAAGCAUAUUCGUGUUCAACCGCAGCUUAGGCGAACACUCGUAUGAGCUGCUCGGCGAACACAAAGGUCACACCCCCACCGGCUGGGGUCGUAGUCUCUGGUCAACGCUGUACAGCAAGACCGGCCUUCGGUAUGUCGGCGCCUUCGUCGCAGGGUCCUUAUCUCUAACUCUCCUGUGCCUCACGCUCAGAGAGUCGCCCGUACAGGCUCUCGCACGGACAGAACGUCUCAGAGAUACUCCCAUGAGAGACUGGACUGCGAAGCUGGUCGCAAAAUACCGCCUGAACGAGGCGUGGGGCACAUGCGACGGAAUGAAUCAAACGACGGAAAUUCAACCGAUCUUCUUCCCGUCUGUAUGGUACUCGAACACCGUUCCCAACUACCUCUACGAAUUCGUCGGCAGCGUGCGUGCGAAUCCCCAUAUCAACCUCCUCCUACUCGGCGCGGACGUCAAGGGCGAUCAAUGCUUGGGAUUGCGGAAACUGACAGCCGAACACAACAACACAAACAUCCGUCUCAUCUGUCUCCCGCCACCGACGAUGAUGUGGCUUUUUGCCGACGGGCUCUGUUCCGAAUGGAAGUGUUCGGAAUCGGAACUGGUGACCACAUUCGAGACGGUCCAAGCCCUCAUCGAAAUAAAACCGUACCUCUUCGUGGAUCUGAAGCCGAUGAUGGGCUCGGUGUGGCAGCGGUUGGUAAAUUGCAGCUCGCAUUGGGCUUUCGGGGAUAUGGACAUCGUUCAUGGGAACCAUGCCGAUAUGUUCCCGUGGAAAGCGCUGAAACAGUUUGAUGUUAUGAGCUUCUCGUUUGGAGAUGCGGAUCGGGUGUAUACGCGUGGACAGUACACAGUAGUGAAGAAUGAUCCGAAGGUCAUGGGAUUCUGGACGAGGAUUCCCGAAGUCGGGAAUGCCGCCAACUUCUCCGCGUCGUACGGCGAGAUGGUCAAACAGAAGAAGGUCUGGCAGCUGGUCACGGACGAAGGCUCCUUCUCUCAUCUGCUCGUCACCGGCGACGAACUCACAUGGGCGAUCAUGGUUCUAUUCGAAGCCCCGGAAUGGAGCGUAAUGAAAGGCGAACCCCGGAGCCAAUUCCUUAUUACGCGCGACUUGGAGAGCAAGUACGAGGUGAUGCAGGUCAACUACGACGCAGCGGUGUACAACGACUCGAUGCGUGCCGCCGCCGAGCUCGCCAAAGUGCGAUCCGCGUUCGACAAGCAGCCGACGCUAACGGAUUUCUUUGGGGAGCUUUCCGAAGCCGACGGGCAUCAGAUCUACCCGAUAGAACUUGGCCAUUUGCCCCACGACGAAUGCGAGGCGAUGGGAUGGAUCGAGCCAAAGUACCGCACCUGCUUCCGAACACUGUGGAACCACGAGGGUCGCCGCGCACAGUCAAAUCCUGUUCUGAUGCGCCGGCCGAAUCACACAUCCGUGGAAAUAAUGUGGUUUGGACCUCAGGGGCGGGAAGUGACACUGGAUUGGGACGGGAAUGUAUCGUUGGGAUGGGAUCCGUUAGCGAUCCGUGCCACCCGCCAUUUGUUCGCGCAUUUCCAGAUUUGGAAGCGCGAGCCCGGGUGGGCGGCCCGUCCUCUUGCGUUGGGUGAGACACUGCGGAUUACGAAGGACGCCGCGGAUGUUCCGAAAUUCGAGUAUGUCCCGUCCAGUAAUCGACUAUAAGAGGGGACGCGACUCAUUUUCGCGAUGGGACGGCGUAAAUGCGGUUGAGUAGAGAAACGGAGGCGGCGAUAGUCAUAGGUCAUAGGUCGCUGCAUUGACGGCGUAUUCAUAGGUUUGUGUACACUUCACAAAGCGUAUCAGCUAUAAUACUGUAAAUAGUUUCUGCGCGCUAAGACGUACAGUAUAAGCAAAUACUCAUCCCAUACGUUCCAUACCUCGCCUACGGAACCUGCGACCGGGGGUAGGCGACUGCUUCGCCUGUAUCA
Fimicolochytrium jonesii is the source of this 3245-nucleotide messenger RNA. RefSeq names its product nucleotide-sugar transporter-domain-containing protein. The record is from RefSeq and is a predicted model, not a curated record. Lineage: Eukaryota; Fungi; Chytridiomycota; Chytridiomycetes; Spizellomycetales; Powellomycetaceae. The transcript has 2 exons. The coding region runs from base 343 to 2979 and encodes 878 amino acids. Gene Ontology annotation, cellular component: Golgi membrane. Gene Ontology annotation, biological process: pyrimidine nucleotide-sugar transmembrane transport. Gene Ontology annotation, molecular function: pyrimidine nucleotide-sugar transmembrane transporter activity.